UCUCUCUCUCUCUCGGCAGGUGUGAAAUUUGUGAUUUUCGUUUUCGGUUCUGAAAAGCAGGGGAAGUGAAAUUUCUUUGCGGAGUGUUCUCGAACCUCCGAUCUGUGAUGGUAAUUUCCGGAAGUGCUGUGAUGGCGGCGAUACCGGUUCCGGUGUGAGCUGCCUGCAGGAGCCAUGCCAAACGUUCCACGCCCUGGCAGCCUGAAAGACCCAAGGGUCGCAGAGCUGUUCGACCAGGAUGAUCCAGAAAAGAUCUUCGAAGACUUGAGGGAGAUCGGGCAUGGGAGCUUUGGGGCAGUGUACUAUGCCAAGAAUGCGAUCUCGAAAGAGAUUGUGGCCAUCAAGAAGAUGUCAUAUCUGGGGAAGCAGUCCAUGGAGAAGUGGCAAGACAUCUUGAAGGAGAUAUUGUUCAUCAGACAACUCAGUCAUCCCAACUGUGUCAAUUACAAGGGCUGCUACCUCAAGGAGCAAACUGUCUGGCUGGUCAUGGAGUACUGUGUGGGCAGUGCAAGUGAUAUCCUGGAGGUGCACAAGUGCCCCCUGUUGGAGGAGGAGAUCAGCGCGAUCUGCCAUGAUGUAUUGCUGGGUCUGGAGUACCUUCACGCUAAUGACCGCAUUCAUAGAGAUAUCAAGGCUGGCAACAUUCUACUUACUGACAAUGGGGUUGUCAAACUAGCUGAUUUUGGAAGCGCUUCCAUGAGGUGUCCGGCGAACAGCUUCGUGGGCACCCCGUAUUGGAUGAGUCCUGAAGUCAUUUUAGCCAUGGAUGAGGGGCAGUAUGAUGGGAAAGUGGAUGUUUGGUCUCUUGGCAUUACCUGCAUUGAAUUGGCGGAGCGAAAGCCGCCUUACUUCAAUAUGAAUGCAAUGAGUGCGCUUUACCACAUAGCACAGAAUGAAAGUCCUACUCUGUCAUCCGGGAAUUGGUCAACCGACUUCAGGCUUUUCGUGGAAUUGUGUCUGAGGAAGAAUCCCGCUGAUCGACCGACCGCCGCAGAAUUGUUGUCUCACCCAUUUCCGUGUGGUGUUCGAAGUACAAGUGCACUGAAUGGAAAUGGAGUUGUUAGGCAGACUUCCUCCGGAGUGAUUCUUGACUUGAUCCAGAGGACCAAAGUCGCGGUGAGAGAUCUGGAUAACCUGAACUACAAGAAGAUGAAGAAGAUCCUCAUGGUGGACGUACACUCAGUUGCCGAGACCGAGUCAAAUUUGGGCGACUUGGAUGGCGAUGAUCAAGUGGCUUUAGAAGAUGGAAGUAGUAAGAGCAACAGUUUGACGUCUGAGCACAGCAUUCAAUCUACAGGCAUAUCAGCAUCUUCCCAGAGCUCUUCCACGAAUUCUUUGCAACCAGAGGACAUCAGCAAAAACCGGCUUGCUGGAACUCAAAUGAGGCAGAGUCGGUCGGUGAGCACGAACAGUGGUGAAAUGCAAGGCGCCACUGCAGCAGUUGGCGGAGCCAACGGGCGAAACAUUGCACCAGCCACUGGUAACAACUUCGCCACCCUCAGGACGAUGUCCAUAGUCAACAAGCAACACCAAGAGCAUCGCCAGGAAGAGCUGCAUGAACAGAUGUCUGGCUACAAGAGGAUGCGCAGGGAGCACCAAGCUUCUCUUGUCAAACUUGAAGAGAGAUGCAGAGUUGAGAUGGAAGGUCACAAGACUUCAUUGGACAAAGAGUACGAGGCUCUCCUCCAGCAGUUUUCCCGGGAGCUGGAAAAACUCCAGUUGAGGCACCAGUUAGAACUUGAUCGAAAGAACAAGGUGAACUUGGUCGAGGAGAAGCGGUUGCAGAGGGACAUAAGCACCAGGCAUGAUCAGGAGAAGAAGACCUUCGUGACCCAGGCCAGGAGAGAGUACAAGCAGAUGAAAGAAAAAUGGCGCCGGGAGGUGUAUGCUGAUGAGUCCACACCACGAAGACAGAAAGAACAAACGUUGCAGGGCCACAAGGACAACUUGAAGCAAAUGGAUGCCGCCAAUGAGGACAGGCUUUCUGUCAAUCACCAGCACUACUUGGAACUGGAGACCAGAAGGUUCAGACGCAGGAAGCUUUUGUCAUUGCAAAGGCUGGAACAGGAGCUUCUGCGGGAAGAGCUGAGCAAGCGUGAAGCCCAGCUGGAAGCAGCCCACGAGAUGCUGCUCAGGCACCAUGAUGCUACCAGGGAGUUGGAGCAGAAGCAACAGAGGGCUGUGCAUUGCCUCAAAGAAGAUCACCUGAGGAAGCAGCACAGGACUGAGCUGGACAACCAGGAUGAGUACAUGUACCGUGCUACCCGAGAGAUGAAGAAAAAGCACGCUUUGCAGGCCAAGCAACAUCCCAAAUGGCUGAAGCAGAAAGAACUGCAGAUCAGGAAGCAGUUCAGGGAAACCUGCAAAAUCCAGACAAAGCAGUACAAGGCCCUCAAAGCCCAGUACCUGGCCACUGUCCCCCGCGAAAAGCAGAAGGCAGUCAUCAGCGCCCUGAAGGAAGAGAGGAUCAGGAAGCUGGCAGCACUUGGUGAACAGUAUGAGCAGAGUAUUGCUGAGAUGCUGCAGAAGCAGAGUCUGAGGCUGGAUGAGACUCAGGAAGUUGCCUUUAGGCAAUUGAGUGAGCAACUGGAGAGGGAGAAGGAGCUUCUCACUGCUUACCAGAGCAGGAACAGGAUGGCUUUCGAGAGCCAAAAGAACCGGGAGUUGCAGGACCUGAAGGAUAGGAUGGCAGAAGAAAGGAGCCAAUUUGCCCAAGAGCGCCUAGAGCGUGAGCGGCUUCUUGGAGAGCGCCAGCGCAAGGACUUGGAGGACUUUGAUGCAGAAUCCACGCAGCGUGGAUUCCCGACUCACGUCCUCUUGGAGCCAUCUCUGGAGUUUCAAGACAGGGAUGACGGCUCGGACGGGGUCGGGUCUACCCUCAGCCUGGCCCAUUCUCACUCCAUGUCCUCCAUGGGCGGGCCAACCAGCCUGUGAGCCCGUGUAAAGACACUCCCCUUCCCCCAUGUAAAGUUACCCCGCACACUUCUGCUUCCGCUUUCCCCUAUGUCAAGUGGUUGUCAAGUGAAGGUCACCUAGUCUCAUUGACCUGUUCAGCAACUUCUCCCAUCACACGAAAUUACACAGUUGCCUCAGUUCAGGUUUUCCCCUGGAGUGAGGACAGCCGAAGACGUUUUGGUUCGCACUUUGGUCAUCAGCAAGUGUCUGGAGUUUGUCGACCGCCCGCUGCUGGUCUCUUCCAUUCAUUCAUAUUUAGUUCCGUGUAAGAGUCAAUGGGGAGUUUCCUACGGUGAAGCAACAUCGAGUUGCUGGAUCAUUCAGAAAACUGUACCAAGUGUCCCUUUUGCGUCGUUUAAACAUUUGAUCCGGAGUUAUUGAACUGUGUUGAUGAGGCGUCAAGGUUCGUGGUGGGACGGUGGGCUGAAGGAGGUGUUUUGAGAACUUGGUGGACUUUCCCUGGUAUUAAGAAAGAAAAGCGCGGAUUUUGGUUGGUAGACAGGCUCGAGGUGUUCCGUUGUAACCUGUGAUAGUACGCUUUUAUUUUCCUCCUCCUUCUGAAGUAACCUUGGACGCCUCCCGGAAUCUCGGUUCGCAUUUGCAGAAUCGUGUGUCAAAUACUUUCUUGCCGUUGGACUUUUUUUUUUUGGUCCCCGCGCUGUGAUCGGUUUCGAUCCUUGACGAAGUUUCUGUUCUGGCUUCACUGUGUAAAUACGGCGUUGACGUGAGUUCUAGCUGGGCGAUGGAUAAUGGUAUAAUAAAUGGACGCAUUCAUUGUCUUUA
Molecule: messenger RNA, 3738 nt
Organism: Notodromas monacha
Lineage: Eukaryota; Metazoa; Arthropoda; Ostracoda; Podocopida; Cyprididae
Source: the annotation of a GenBank genome assembly